GAAGCGAAGCAUGAUUCAGCAUAUAGAAUCCAGCUACAUAAAGCUCUGUAGAAGUCGAAACUUAACAACUCUUUUGGAACUUCACUAGAAACCAGAGAAGUAUAGAGUUUGGGGCAUCAGGGAAACGGCUUCUUGGAAAACCUGAUGCAUUUAAACCAGUAGAACCUCCUCUUACAGGUAACAAAGAACUCUUUAAGAAAAGCAGGCUGCUUCCUAGAAAUGGAAUUUCCAGAUUUGGGGAAACACUGCUCUGAGAAGACCUGCAAGCAGCUAGACUUUCUACCUCUGAAAUGCGAUGCAUGCAGUGAGGUCUUCUGCAAAGACCACUUUGCGUAUAACCAGCACAAGUGUUCCUCUGCAUACAAGAAGGAUGUGCAAGUUCCAGUCUGUCCUCUCUGUAACACUCCCAUCCCAGUAAAGAAGGGAGAGGUGCCGGAUGCUGCUGUUAGUGCCCACAUGGACAGAGACUGCAAACGUGAUUCUGCUCAGCAGAAGCAAAAGAUCUUCACACACAAGUGCUUCCAGCCAGGUUGCAAAAAGAGGGAGAUGAUGAAGCUGGUUUGCAACCAGUGUCAGGGGAACUUCUGUCUGAAACACCGACAUCCUCUGGACCACGCCUGCAAAGGACAAGCCCGGGCCAUUUCCAAAGCUGGAUGUGCUGCUCUGAUGAGAUCACUGGAAUCGAACAAGAUGUCUCUCAACCACCGGGUUCUGCAGAACAGCUGCAAAGCAAAAAGCUGAAGUUUUCACAGCCUGGGUCCCAAACUGCCUUGUCCUGUUGACUGCUGUACAGAUUUAGCUCUUAAAACUUCUGUGUAUUUUCUAUAUUACUUUUAUAUGUCUAUUUCUUCAAUAAAAACUGAUGUCUUUACAAA
Messenger RNA from Podarcis muralis (Common wall lizard), 875 nucleotides. It is a transcript of the gene ZFAND2A, whose product is annotated as zinc finger AN1-type containing 2A. Gene Ontology annotation, biological process: proteasome-mediated ubiquitin-dependent protein catabolic process; protein targeting to ER. Gene Ontology annotation, molecular function: zinc ion binding. The record is from RefSeq and is a predicted model, not a curated record. NCBI's taxonomy places the organism in Eukaryota, Metazoa, Chordata, Lepidosauria, Squamata, Lacertidae. Gene Ontology annotation, cellular component: cytoplasm; endoplasmic reticulum.